AUGGAAGUAGAAAACCACACAGAACAUUCAGGAUUUCUCCUUUUGGGCCUCUCAGGGGAUCUCAAGCUGCAGCCCCUUCUCUUUGGGCUGUUCCUGUCCAUGUACCUGGUCACCAUGUUGGGAAACCUGCUCAUCAUUCUGGUCAUCACCUCUGACUCCCACCUGCACACCCCCAUGUACUUCUUCCUCUCCAUCCUGUCCUUUGUAGACAUCUGUUUUGUCUCCACCACCAUCCCGAAGAUGCUGGUGAACAUCCACACACACAGCAGAGACAUCUCCUAUAGAGGGUGCCUCACUCAGGUGUAUUUUUUUAUGAUCUUUGCUGGUAUGGACAAUUUCCUACUGACAGCAAUGGCCUAUGACCACUUUGUGGCCAUCUGUCACCCCCUGCACUACAUGGUCAUCAUGAACCCCCGCCUCUGUAUCCUCUUGGUCCUGAUAUCCUGGUUCAUUAUAUUUUGGGUGGCUUCAAUUCACAUUCUACUGAUAAUGAGGCUGACUUUCUCUAUAGUCACUGAAAUCCCCCACUUCUGUGAAGUGACUCAGAUUUUCAAAGUGGCUUGUUCUGAUACCCUUAUCAAUAACAUCUACUUGUAUGUGACAACUGCCCUGGUGGGUGUCGCUCCUGUUGCCGGGAUCCUCUACUCUUAUUCUCAGAUCGUCUUUAGUUUAAUGAAGAUGUCCUCCACUGCAAACAAGCUUAAGGCAUUUUCUACCUGUGGUUCUCACCUGUGUGUGGUCUUUUUUUUCUAUGGGACAGCAUUUGGGGUCUACCUCAGUUCUGCCGUAACCCACUCUUCCCAGAGCAGCUCCAUUGCCUCAGUGAUGUACACUGUGGUCACCCCCAUGCUGAACCCCUUCAUCUACACCCUGAGGAACAAGGACGUGAAGGGGGCCCUGGAGAGACUCCUCAGCAGGGCAGCCUCCAGUCUAUGCUGGAUCGUCGAUCUCAGAACGAAGUGGACAUUGUGA
This is a messenger RNA of Tupaia belangeri chinensis (Chinese tree shrew), 972 nucleotides long. RefSeq names its product olfactory receptor 7D4. Gene Ontology annotation, molecular function: olfactory receptor activity; G protein-coupled receptor activity. Gene Ontology annotation, cellular component: membrane. The record is from RefSeq and is a predicted model, not a curated record. The transcript has a single exon. Bases 1 to 972 code for a protein of 323 amino acids. NCBI's taxonomy places the organism in Eukaryota, Metazoa, Chordata, Mammalia, Scandentia, Tupaiidae. Gene Ontology annotation, biological process: G protein-coupled receptor signaling pathway.